Messenger RNA from Nomascus leucogenys (northern white-cheeked gibbon), 3779 nucleotides. It is a transcript of the gene SGSM3, whose product is annotated as small G protein signaling modulator 3. The record is from RefSeq and is a predicted model, not a curated record. The transcript has 22 exons. Gene Ontology annotation, molecular function: protein binding. Bases 258 to 2654 code for a protein of 798 amino acids. Lineage: Eukaryota; Metazoa; Chordata; Mammalia; Primates; Hylobatidae.
GCCACGCGUGCGCUUAGGCGCGGCUGAGCGCUGACUGGGUGCGAGCGGGGAAGCUGCUAACCCGACCCGGAUUGGCGCUGAGGUGGCCCUUGUGGCAGAAACUGCCAGGCCAUAAAUACUAGAGGAAUGAUCCAGGAGGGACUCAGGGCAGAUGAUUCUGGACCAGAUGAAGCCUGAGGAGCCUUCCAGCUCUAAGAUAGCAGGAUAGGAGACUUCUAAGAUUGGAGCUGCAGAGGACUUGCCAGCCCACCAGCACAAUGUCAGGAAGCCAUACACCUGCCUGUGGCCCUUUCUCAGCCCUGACUCCGAGCAUAUGGCCCCAGGAGAUCUUGGCCAAGUACACGCAGAAGGAAGAGUCAGCAGAGCAACCAGAGUUCUACUACGAUGAGUUUGGUUUCCGUGUGUACAAGGAAGAAGGUGAUGAGCCUGGCUCCAGUCCGCUGGCAAACUCCCCUCUGAUGGAGGAUGCUCCGCAGAGGCUGCGGUGGCAGGCCCACCUGGAGUUUACCCAUAACCACGACGUGGGGGAUCUCACCUGGGACAAGAUUGCAGUGUCCCUACCCCGCUCUGAGAAGCUCCGCUCCCUGGUGCUGGCCGGCAUCCCACAUGGCAUGAGGCCACAGCUAUGGAUGCGGCUCUCUGGGGCCCUGCAGAAGAAGAGGAACUCUGAGCUGUCCUACCGCGAGAUUGUGAAGAACAGCUCCAACGACGAGACCAUCGCUGCCAAGCAGAUCGAGAAGGACCUGCUCCGCACCAUGCCCAGCAACGCCUGCUUCGCCAGCAUGGGUAGCAUCGGGGUGCCCCGCCUGCGCAGGGUGCUCCGGGCCCUGGCCUGGCUCUACCCAGAGAUUGGCUACUGCCAGGGCACCGGCAUGGUGGCCGCCUGCCUCCUGCUGUUCCUGGAGGAGGAGGACGCCUUCUGGAUGAUGUCUGCCAUCAUCGAGGACCUGCUCCCCGCCUCCUACUUCAGCACCACCCUGCUGGGCGUCCAGACUGACCAGCGGGUCCUGCGCCACCUCAUUGUCCAGUACCUGCCUCGCCUGGACAAGCUGCUCCAGGAGCAUGACAUUGAGCUGUCCCUGAUCACACUGCACUGGUUCCUCACGGCCUUCGCCAGCGUGGUGGACAUCAAGCUGCUCCUGCGCAUCUGGGACCUGUUCUUCUACGAGGGCUCCCGGGUGCUGUUCCAGCUCACACUGGGCAUGCUGCACCUCAAGGAGGAAGAGCUGAUCCAGUCAGAGAACUCGGCCUGCAUCUUCAACACGCUAUCAGAUAUCCCGUCACAGAUGGAGGACGUGGAGCUGCUUCUGGGGGUGGCUAUGCGGCUGGCCGGCUCCCUCACCGAUGUGGCCGUGGAGACUCAGCGCCGCAAGCACCUGGCCUAUCUCAUUGCAGACCAGGGCCAGCUCCUGGGGGCUGGCACCCUCACCAACCUCUCUCAGGUUGUUCGCCGCAGGACCCAGCGGAGGAAGUCCACCAUCACUGCUCUGCUCUUCGGGGAGGAUGACCUGGAGGCACUCAAGGCCAAGAACAUCAAGCAGACGGAACUGGUGGCUGACCUCCGGGAAGCCAUCCUGCGCGUGGCACGCCACUUCCAGUGCACAGACCCCAAAAACUGCAGCGUGGUGAGUCGCCAGCUCCCUGGGCUGGUACCGAACAUGGCCCUAACUGCUCCAACCCCCUUGGUGGGCCUGUGUUCACUGUGGCAGGAGCUGACUCCAGACUACAGCAUGGAGAGCCACCAGCGGGACCACGAGAACUAUGUGGCGUGUUCACGUAGCCACCGUCGCCGAGCCAAGGCCCUGCUGGACUUUGAGCGGCACGACGACGACGAGCUGGGCUUCCGCAAGAACGACAUCAUCACAAUCGUGUCUCAGAAGGACGAGCACUGCUGGGUGGGGGAGCUCAACGGCCUGCGAGGCUGGUUUCCAGCCAAGUUCGUGGAAGUCCUGGAUGAGCGCAGCAAAGAGUACUCCAUCGCGGGGGACGACUCGGUGACAGAGGGGGUCACAGACCUGGUGCGAGGGACCCUCUGCCCGGCCCUUAAGGCCCUGUUCGAACAUGGACUGAAGAAGCCAUCCCUGCUUGGGGGCGCCUGUCACCCCUGGCUGUUUAUCGAGGAGGCUGCAGGCCGGGAGGUCGAGAGAGACUUUGCCUCUGUGUAUUCCCGCCUGGUGCUCUGUAAGACCUUCAGGUUGGAUGAAGAUGGCAAGGUCCUGACCCCGGAGGAGCUGCUCUACAGGGCUGUGCAGUCUGUGAACGUGACCCACGAUGCAGUGCACGCACAAAUGGAUGUGAAGCUCCGCUCACUGAUCUGUGUGGGGCUCAAUGAGCAGGUGCUGCACCUGUGGCUGGAGGUGCUCUGCUCCAGCCUGCCCACGGUGGAGAAGUGGUACCAGCCCUGGUCCUUCCUGCGCAGCCCGGGCUGGGUCCAGAUCAAGUGUGAGCUCCGAGUCCUCUGCUGCUUUGCUUUCAGCCUCUCCCAGGACUGGGAGCUCCCUGCGAAGAGAGAGGGCUGCAGAGCUGUAUUCAAGUCCAAGGUUCUGCCCUUCCUUGAGUGGUCUAGAAGAAGGCACUGCCUGGCCCCUCAGAUGCUGGGACACAACAGGCCCGGGACCCAGCUGUGCUACUCACCCCUUCCAUGGAUUGAGUAAGAUGGACUAACAGGCCUGUGUUUUUGUUUUUAUUUUAAAAAGUUGUUCACACACCUUCCCCAUCUUUGUCCCAGCACUGGUUUUGGUGACUCCACCCCUACUCCCCUAUGAGUCAGCCCAAAAUGUGAAACCAGUGGCCCCAGGGCAGGAGAUGGCUACAACCUCAUGGCCACCCCUCAGCCCCACAGCAGGGUGAAGCUCCUCCUGUCCUAGGGCCACGAUGGCUGCAGUGAGGCGGCGGGGACGGAAUGUGAGUGGGUGGAGAGCUCCUGGCAGGAAGGCCAGGUAGCACCUCUGCCCUCAUGGCACUGAUAAGGAGCCAGGAAGCAGGGCAGGUGGGGCAUAGGCCGUGGCAGGGUACCUAUAUGUCAAUCACACGUGAUGGGUGGGCCUGGGUAGCUACAUGCCAGACUGGGCACCAGACUGUGGCACACAGCUCAAGGGUAACCUUGCAUCCGGCCCCCAGGAGCCGUGGCCUUCCAGGCCCUUCUGUGGGAGUAGGAUGGGAGGGAGUUGCACCCAUCUCCUGUACCCCCCCAAAAAUAUAUGUCUAUAUGUAUGUCGAUAUAUAAUAUAGAGGUAUAUACACCUGUACAGAAAAUUGUUGCCACCAACCACUAAAUGGUUACACUACACCAAGACACUAAAAUGGCAGGGAGCCCCAUCCCAGGAAGCCCUGGGACCCUGGGGUUGGCAGACACGGGGAAUAGUGGGUAGAGGCCCAGGCUAAUUUCUCCCUUCACAGCAAAGCAGGGAGAGAAAGGAAGGGGAUUCAUCCCUUAACCUGUCUCAGCCCUGGGUCAGAAGAGAAGCCUCCUGGCCGGGCUUCACCUACCUUAGCCAACUUGUAGCCAGACAGUGCCCCCUGACCUCAAAAAAGGAGGUCAAGCUGAAAUGGCCCUGACCCUGACCGGGUGUCCAAAACCCCAGCGUGAGAGCCAGGGCUGCUUCUUGACAGCUGCUCUCCUCUGCCCUGGGUGAGACUGAACCAGGAGUAGGGGCUUCUCUGUUCUAGCCUCCCAGGGAAGGGAAAAAGCAGGGGCUGUGAUUGUCAAGACUCACAACCAUGUGGAGAGGCCAAAUCACACAGGACAGCCACGCACUGGAGUACCCUGGCUCCCAGCC